This is a messenger RNA of Monascus purpureus, 255 nucleotides long. NCBI's taxonomy places the organism in Eukaryota, Fungi, Ascomycota, Eurotiomycetes, Eurotiales, Aspergillaceae. The record is from the annotation of a GenBank genome assembly.
AUGGCGGACGACUCAAUCUCCAUCUAUGACGAAAUCGAAAUCGAAGACAUGACCUACGACCCCACAUUACAGAUCUACCACUUCCCUUGCCCCUGCGGUGACAGAUUUGAGAUAUCUAUCGGCGAUCUUCGGGAUGGAGAAGAUAUUGCUGUCUGCCCUAGUUGCAGUUUGAUGAUCCGGGUUAUUUUUGAUGCCUCCGAUCUUCCACAAGAGGGCGCACAACAGACGACCGGUUCGGUGGCGGUCCAGGCAUGA